Messenger RNA from Clavispora lusitaniae ATCC 42720, 1002 nucleotides. RefSeq lists its product as uncharacterized. Gene Ontology annotation, cellular component: nucleus; Cdc73/Paf1 complex. The record is from RefSeq and is a predicted model, not a curated record. Gene Ontology annotation, molecular function: RNA polymerase II C-terminal domain phosphoserine binding. NCBI's taxonomy places the organism in Eukaryota, Fungi, Ascomycota, Pichiomycetes, Serinales, Metschnikowiaceae. Gene Ontology annotation, biological process: positive regulation of transcription elongation by RNA polymerase II; transcription elongation by RNA polymerase II.
AUGUCCGACUCGGAAACGUCCCGUUUGAGCGACGAAGAAGAUCUUUUCGGCGACGACAACGUCGCUCCGGAAAGCGACAGCGAGCAGAAAACGCUUGACCUCUCGCUCCCGCGGCACGCCGUGUCUCACAAGCCCGAAGAAGACACCUUCAUCAUCAAAGUGCCCGUUUUCCUUCAGGUGGACGCCCACCCGUUUGACCCGAACGAGUUCAAGGCGAAAGUGGCCGAGAACGCCCGCGAACGGCACGCGAGCGCCAUGGACGCCAAGGCCAUGGAAAACGACGUGAUUGCCGAGAAGCUUUUGAACCAAAACACUCUCCGCUGGCGGUACACCAAUGCGGGCAACGACGAGAUUGUGAAACAGUCCAACGCCCAUUUCGUGCAGUGGGACGACGGCCUGUUGUCGUUGAAAGUCGGGAGCGAGCUCUUUGACUUCCGGGCCUUGCCUUUGGCCGACAACUUUCUUGCCCGCAGCCAUGUGGACCACGAGGUGUUGCAGAACGACUCCAUCUUGACCAAAACCGCCAGCGUGCUUCCUGCGUCGACAGGAACGGCCACCCACCGCCAGUUGACACAGGCCGUGAAAAACAUCCAGAAGAAGGACAAGAUCUUGAACACGCUCACCGACGCCGAUCCUAUGCUGAAACAACGUGCCGCCGACGAGCACGAGCGCCGCAGCCUCAAGCUCCGGCGCCAGAUGGAGCAGAAACGCCGUUUGCAAGAGGAGAAGUUGGGCAGGACCGAGAGUCCUGCGCCGGGCCGAAACGAGUCCGCAUACGAGCGGUUCGAGCGCACAUAUGGCGACGAGUACGACGACGAAGACGAUUUCGUGGCCAACGACGACGAAGAGCCAGAGAUGGAUGACGAGGACGAUGCGUUGGAGGAGGCUUUUGAGCGCGGAGCCGAGAGAUUGCAGAGUGUGAAGGCGGCCGGAGCAGCCAAGUACGACGAAGAGGAGAGACGCAAGAGACGGCGGAUCAUCGACUCCGACGAUGAGGAGUAG